GAACUAAACUUAAGGAAAGUGAGUGUAAUUAAUAAAACUUGCGUCCUCCUUCGCAAGAUCAAGUUCCCAGUGUAGUGCACCCAGUACAACCACCUGAAGCAUUACCUCAUUUCGCAUAUAGGUCCCAAAUUCAUAUUGCAUCAUAACUCUAUUCGAAUUCGGUUCUAUUGGAUUUUCAGCAAUAAUUAAUCAUUUUGUCUUAUUCGUUGAUUUAGUUCCCUCUUUAUUUGAUUUAAUCGUUAGAUGGAAUCGAAUGAUGAAGUUGGAGAAAUUGACCGAUUAGAGAGGGGUUUAUUAAUAGACCGUAUCUCAUACGAAGAAGAAGCAGUUAUAUAUACGGCGUCGUUUAAAGAGACAGAAGAUAAUUUCGUCAAAUAUCAAACAGCUAGAUGGGUAUUAUAUUCACUGUUGCUAAUAUUGGCUUGGGGAAUAGGACUAAUCAUGUUGAUUUAUUUGCCUCUAAGGAGAUACAUUUUACGUAAAGAUAUACGCUCCAGGAAACUUUAUGUCACUCACAAUGCCAUUGUCUACAAAGUAACAAGACCAGUUCCAUUUCCAUGUUUUGGGGAUUUGAAGAAGGAGAAAUAUAUUCUAUUGCCAUCAGUUGCUGACAUUGUAGUUGAACAAGGUUACCUACAGUCCUUGUGUGGGGUCUAUUCGAUAAGAAUUGAAAAUGUUGGGGUGAGAAGGUCUCCUAGUGAUGAUCUGCAAAUCCAAGGAAUUGCAGAUGCUCUUGAUUUCAGGAAGGCUGUUCUAACACGUCUAGCAAAUCUUAGAAGUAAAGCCUUCUCUAGACAAGCUUCAGCUGUUGAUGAUAGUUCAAAUUUGAGAAUCGGUGAUUCCCGUGCAGCUUCGAUGUCCCGAUCGAGAUCCAUCAGGCAUGAUCCAGUAUCUCAUUCUGGAGACCUUGCAGUAUUACAGAAGCUGGAAGAAGUUGGAAGUUCUGUGAAGAUUUUCUUCAGAGGGUUCAAAAUCUGAUUGAAGAACACCACCUUCAAACAUCAGAAAAUGCGGCUUAAGUUGCACAGGCAUAUUUGUUCCUUUCAGAUGCUUGGCAAAAUGAGUUAGGAUGUUUCUCUGCAAAAGCUGCAAUUUCAGUCGCUUCUCAUCAUAUGGGGUUUGUUUCCUCAUUUCAUAUCAAGUUUUGGUUGUUAAACGUGGCUUUUCUGGAACGAGAAUUAGGUUGCCCUGUUAAUAGUCUGUAGUCAACAUUGGUAGUGGUCGCUCUAGUCAACAUUGGUAGUGGUCUUACUCAUUCCAUUGACUGUCUCAUCUAGAGUUUUGAUAAAUCUUUGCAGUAUCUAUUGUGGAAAUAUCUGCUGCAAUAAAUUUUAUCUCUUUCAUAUUUCAAUGCUUAUCUUGUUAUUGCUGUAAAGUUGUUCGUUGAGGUAAACCUAUUUGGUUGUAUUACUCUUGCUGAUCUAGAGUUCUGCUUUUCCUAAACGUCCCUCUUGCUUUGGGCCACAUAAGAUAUAUCUUUCUUUCUAUCUCCUUCUUCCUUUCUUUCUUUCUA
This is a messenger RNA of Lycium ferocissimum, 1513 nucleotides long. RefSeq lists its product as uncharacterized. Lineage: Eukaryota; Viridiplantae; Streptophyta; Magnoliopsida; Solanales; Solanaceae. The record is from RefSeq and is a predicted model, not a curated record. Bases 244 to 978 code for a protein of 244 amino acids. The transcript is spliced from 7 exons.